Eruca vesicaria subsp. sativa (arugula) is the source of this 2211-nucleotide messenger RNA. The record is from the annotation of a GenBank genome assembly. NCBI's taxonomy places the organism in Eukaryota, Viridiplantae, Streptophyta, Magnoliopsida, Brassicales, Brassicaceae.
CUUGACCAAACAUCAUCAACACUGUCUUUCUCUUCGUUUGGUCUCUCGAUCACUUCCGAGAAACGACGAGAGAGCUGGCUACACUGUAUUGUUGUCAUCAUACGCAUUACACUCGAAUUUGAAUCAGAUCAUCGAGCUUACUUACCCAUUGCUCUAUCUAACGCAUUUUCAUCACCGUCUCCGUCUUCCUCAGAUCUGAUCAUCCGCAAGGUUUCGCGAUGCCGUCUUCCUCCUCCUUCACCGCCGCCGCUGUUUUCUUUCUUCUCGUUUCUCUUCUCGCAUCCUCUCUCGCCUCAGAUUCAGAUCACAAGUAUCAAGCUGAUGAGCAGGUUACAUUGUGGGUGAACAAAGUUGGGCCAUAUAACAAUCCACAAGAAACGUACAACUACUACAGUCUUCCCUUUUGCCGCCCCUCUCAAAUGGAUGUUCACAAAUGGGGUGGUCUUGGUGAAGUUCUUGGUGGCAAUGAGCUCAUUGACAGCGAGAUCCCUAUCAAAUUCUUGAAAAAUGUUGACAGGGACGUUAUCUGUAAGCUUGAACUCGAUGAACCUAAAGUCGAGCAUUUUAAAGAUGCCAUCGAAUCUAGCUACUGGUUUGAGUUCUUUAUGGAUGAUCUGCCUUUGUGGGGAUUCGUUGGUGAGCUGCAUUCUGACAAAAAUGGUGAAAACGGCAAGCAUGUCCUCUACACUCAUAAGAACAUUAUCGUCAAAUACAACAAAGACCAGAUCAUUCAUGUUAAUCUCACUCAAGACAACCCAAGACCACUUGAAGCAGGGAGGACAGUGGAUCUGACUUAUUCUAUUCAAUGGAUUCCAACAAAUGUCACAUUUGCCCGUCGUUUUGAUGUGUAUUUGGAUUAUCCCUUCUUCGAGCAUCAGAUCCAUUGGUUCUCCAUCUUUAACUCGUUCAUGAUGGUUAUUUUUCUCACUGGUCUGGUCUCAAUGAUAUUGAUGAGAACUCUCAGAAAUGAUUACGCGAAGUAUGCUCGUGAAGAUGAUGAUCUCGAGAGCCUGGAACGGGAUGUAAAUGAAGAAUCUGGGUGGAAACUUGUGCAUGGGGAUGUGUUCAGACCACCAUUUAGUUUAGUUCUUCUCUCAGCUGUUGUUGGCACUGGUGCACAGUUGGCGUUGCUUAUUCUUCUUGUCAUAUUAAUGGCCAUCGUAGGGACUCUAUAUGUUGGGAGAGGAGCAAUCGUCACAACUUUCAUAGUUUGCUAUGCUCUGACUUCCUUUGUCUCUGGUUACGUGAGUGGUGGAAUGUACUCAAGAAGCGGAGGCAAACACUGGAUCAAGUGCAUGGUCCUCACGGCUUCUCUCUUCCCCUUUUUGUGCUUUGGCAUCGGCUUUAUCCUUAACACAAUUGCCAUAUUCUAUGGAUCCCUUGCGGCUAUUCCGUUUGGGACAAUGGUGGUUGUGUUUGUAAUUUGGGGUUUCAUUUCCUUCCCCUUAGCUCUCCUCGGGACAGUGGUUGGGAGAAACUGGAGUGGUGCUCCAAACAAUCCAUGCCGUGUAAAGACUAUUCCACGUCCAAUCCCUGAGAAAAAAUGGUACUUAACUCCAUCGGUAGUCUCCCUGAUGGGAGGUUUGCUACCAUUUGGAAGUAUCUUCAUCGAGAUGUACUUUGUCUUCACAUCCUUCUGGAAUUACAAGGUGUACUACGUGUAUGGAUUCAUGCUGCUGGUUUUUGUGAUUCUAGUGAUAGUGACGGUGUGUGUGACAAUAGUGGGAACUUACUUCCUGCUGAACGCAGAGAAUUAUCACUGGCAAUGGACUUCGUUUUUCUCUGCUGCGUCAACGGCGGUCUAUGUCUACCUAUACUCUAUAUAUUACUUCUACGUAAAGACGAAGAUGUCCGGAUUCUUCCAGACAAGCUUCUACUUUGGGUACACCAUGAUGUUCUGUCUUGGCCUUGGAAUCCUUUGCGGAGCGGUUGGAUUCUUGGGAUCAAAUCUGUUUGUAAGGAGAAUCUAUAGAAACAUCAAGUGCGACUAGACGAAUUGAGAAGGAGGCUUGUUAUGGUGGACAUACAUUAUAUAUAAACGCAGUAGAGGGAGAAUAUAUGUAUCCUUCAGAGGGGGGCUUUUUGUCAGUUUUUUUCUUGCUUUUUGGCGACUGAACUGUUCUGUUUAGAUUAGAAUUUGAGUGGGUGUAAUAUACAACUACUACUACCUGUAAUUUUUCCCCUGUUCCUUAUAACUUCACUUCACUUGGA